AUGUCUGGCCAGAAGGCUGUGGCCGCAGCGGCCCUCGCCACCGCUGCCUUCACUGCCAAGGAGGCUUUUGUCGCCGCCCGGGGACCUGCCACAGCAGCGCAGGCUCCCGCGAGCACCAGGCUGCGUGGCAGCACAUCCGCAGGCUCCUCGCCUUCGUCGGUCCUUCCCCUUGCAACCGCCGCCGUCGUGGCGGCCGGGGCUUUCCGAAGCCAGGACGGCCUGACCGGAAGCGCCUGGGGUGACUGGGCCAAUUACACUGCUUCGCCUUUGCGCGCCGAGCCUGUCUCUGCCGCCGCGGCAGCGGCUGCAGCCAAAGCUGCCGCGGCCAAGGCAGGCGCGAGCGCAGGAGCGAAGACAGCAGCGGCCACCACGGGCAUCGGUGCCGGCACUGGCAAGUCCCUGAGCGGUGAGGGCGAGGAGGUGCCCCCUGAGCCGACUUUCGACCCGGCGAAUGAGGUGGGCGUCACCGAGCCCUUCGGCUACUUCGACCCGGCCGGCUUCUGCAAGAAGGGUGACAAGGCCGGCUUCCGCAACCUGCGCGCGGCCGAGAUCAAGCAUGGCAGGGUUGCGAUGAUGGCCGCAGUGGGUGCCGUCGUGCAGCACUACGUGAAGUUCCCUGGCUUCGACAGCGUGCCUGCCGGACUCGGCGCCGUGGAGGUCCCGCCGGGCACCUACGGUUUCGCCGCGCUCUUCGCGGUCUCGGGCUUGCUGGAGCUGGGCGCCUGGACUGAGGACCCCUCGAAGGAGCCGGGCAACUUCGGUGAUCCCGCCGGCCUGGGCCAGUACACGCUGGAGAUGCGCAACCGGGAGAUCAACAACGGCCGAAUGGCCAUGUUCGCAGCCAUCGGUAUCAUCGCCGCCAACGUCUACACGGGCAAGGAUGCCAUCGAGCAGUUCGGCCUUGCGUUGUUUCGAAGGAUGGACGCUAAGCUUCAACCUCUUGACAUGUUUUGGUGUGCUCGCUUCUUCAAAGCCUCAGAGACGCCACCGUCCGCUUACCCCGCGCGUUGUUUGAAUGAUCCCGCACGCCAAGAGCUCCUGGCCUCCGACACGUGGGGUGUCGCAGGCCCUGUAGGCAUGGGCAGCGCUGCACAUCGUCACGCAGCAAAGAGGGGUCGCGCGGAAGGCCAGAAGGCUGUGGCCGCAGCGGCCCUCGCCACCGCUGCCUUCACUGCCAAGGAGGCUUUUGUCGCCGCCCGGGGACCUGCCACAGCAGCGCAGGCUCCCGCGAGCACCAGGCUGCGUGGCAGCACAUCCGCAGGCUCCUCGCCUUCGUCGGUCCUUCCCCUUGCAACCGCCGCCGUCGUGGCGGCCGGGGCUUUCCGAAGCCAGGACGGCCUGACCGGAAGCGCCUGGGGUGACUGGGCCAAUUACACUGCUUCGCCUUUGCGCGCCGAGCCUGUCUCUGCCGCCGCGGCAGCGGCUGCAGCCAAAGCUGCCGCGGCCAAGGCAGGCGCGAGCGCAGGAGCGAAGACAGCAGCGGCCACCACGGGCAUCGGUGCCGGCACUGGCAAGUCCCUGAGCGGUGAGGGCGAGGAGGUGCCCCCUGAGCCGACUUUCGACCCGGCGAAUGAGGUGGGCGUCACCGAGCCCUUCGGCUACUUCGACCCGGCCGGCUUCUGCAAGAAGGGUGACAAGGCCGGCUUCCGCAACCUGCGCGCGGCCGAGAUCAAGCAUGGCAGGGUUGCGAUGAUGGCCGCAGUGGGUGCCGUCGUGCAGCACUACGUGAAGUUCCCUGGCUUCGACAGCGUGCCUGCCGGACUCGGUGCUGUGGAGGUCCCGCCGGGCACCUACGGCUUCGCCGCGCUCUUCGCGGUCUCGGGCUUGCUGGAGCUGGGCGCCUGGACUGAGGACCCCUCGAAGGAGCCGGGCAACUUCGGUGACCCCGCCGGCCUGGGCCAGUACACGCUGGAGAUGCGCAACCGGGAGAUCAACAACGGCCGAAUGGCCAUGUUCGCAGCCAUCGGUAUCAUCGCCGCCAACGUCUACACCGGCAAGGAUGCCAUCGAGCAGUUCGGCCUUGCGUUGUUUCGAAGGAUGGACGCUAAGCUUCAACCUCUUGACAUGUUUUGGUGUGCCCGCUUCUUCAAAGCCUCAGAGACGCCACCGUCCGCUUACCCCGCGCGUCGUUUGAAUGAUCCCGCACGCCAAGAGCUCCUGGCCUCCGGCACGUGGGGUGUCGCAGGCCAGAAGGCUGUGGCCGCAGCGGCCCUCGCCACCGCUGCCUUCACUGCCAAGGAGGCUUUUGUCGCCGCCCGGGGACCUGCCACAGCAGCGCAGGCUCCCGCGAGCACCAGGCUGCGUGGCAGCACAUCCGCAGGCUCCUCGCCUUCGUCGGUCCUUCCCCUUGCAACCGCCGCCGUCGUGGCGGCCGGGGCUUUCCGAAGCCAGGCGAGAAAGUUUUAA
Messenger RNA from Symbiodinium natans, 2406 nucleotides. The record is from the annotation of a GenBank genome assembly. Lineage: Eukaryota; Dinophyceae; Suessiales; Symbiodiniaceae.